GAGACUGUCGUUAGAAACGCUGGAAGGAAGGGAGCGCCAUGCGGGGACGGCGACAAGGGAGCUUUUUUUUAAAAAAAAAGGUUGUGCAACAUAAUCCAUCGCGAUAGUGCAUUUGGUACAAGCUCCGAGACAAAGGAACACCAAACUUGAGCGGUUGUGGAGCUCAGAGCUGAAAUAAGAGGCUUUAGGGGACUCGUGGUCAGCUCAACGUCACCGCCGUUUUCUUUUACGCGCAAAGCGACCAGAGAAAAACUUUAGGAGGUAUUCCUGCGCUGUAUCUUUUUUUUAAUUGCUUUCUUUUGUAUCUUGAUAGACGGUGAAGUAUUUCGAUCGCUGUAGGAUGUUAAGCCUUUAACAGUUUAUUACCAAAUAUAGCCACUGUUAAUGCUGGAGUGUCCUUGACGGAGCUGAGCGGUCCUAAAUUGGAUAUUUGCGGCGCUGCCAAAGUUUAUAAUUAAAUUCUCAGAUUAUAUUGAGUCCUUACGGUGUUUAUUUUUUUCACUAACACAUUUUGUCUUAUUCGUAAAUUGGACCGAUUUGAAUCAGCCUAUUUGUUAUUGAAGCUGCGCGGCUCUGAACAUAAUUUUAUUGUGAGCUGCAGCACUUAAAAACGCUCCGUCGCCGAUGACUGCUCCCAACAGAAGCCAUUUUUCUUUGAUUUACACUCACUGAACGCGAGCUGCUCAUAGUCCCAUUUGGGCGGCAGCUUUUAACCUGUGCACAUACAUUUGUUUCGCGUUUUUUUCUCUAGUGAUCGCCAAUUCCGAACGAUGACUUUCUGUGCGUCUGGCUCUGGGCGCGGCGGAUGCGCCAUGGUUCGGUUUUUCCUCUCCAGCUUUUUGUUGGCGUUGGCGCUGGGUUGGGCAGGAGCCGAAGCUGAGCAGGCCAAGCCGACCGGAGAGAGCACAUCGGCGGUCACUCUCCGCACCCUGAUCACCGGAACCUGCGCGGAGAUCCAGCGGUACGCGGAGUCAGUGGUGGGAAGCGGUGUGAUCCGGUCAGCUGCUGAGUUUUUUGAGAUGGUGAUCCGAUUCCUCGCUGAAGGAGCUGCCAGCGGACUGAACGUCAUCGCUGUUUACGUCACAGAGAUCCUCAGGGUCACAGGAUUCGAUGUUGCACAUGCAUUGCCCCGCUUCACUCCAGAGGGAGUGACCGCCAUCGCCCAGUGGGGUCUGGUGGCCCUCAUUGGCUACUGGGUGCUGACCAUCGUUCUCCGUCUAUUGAUCAGUGUGGUGAGGCGGGUGUUCUGGGUGGUGAAAACCGUCUUGGCACUCUGGCUUUUCGGACUGAUUGUGACUGAUAAGCAUGCCAGUGCGGACGUCACAGCGGUUCGACUGGGCGGCCUGGUGCUGGGAUGCGUCCUGUUGACUCUGCUCACUUCUCACUCUGAGAAUGCAUGUUCGGUGGAUUCCCGGCUGAGCUCCCUGGAGGGCCGGGUGAAGGCAGUAGAGAAGAGGAAAGGGGAGUAGUGACCGGAGAUGGGUGGAGGAGGAGUUAAAGAUGGACAACGCUGAUGGUUUCUGUGUGUGUGUGUGUGUGUGUGUCAUACUGUUAUUAAAAAUAAAGUAAUCUCUGGGAUUUUUAAUCAGAAAUGCUCUUUGUUUGCCUUGAGAAAAUGCCAAAAUAAUGAAACCACAUAGAAUAUUUUCUCUUUGACAAACAGUAAUCACUGACACAUAACAACAAUGAAAGGCUGCAAUAGUAAGACCAGUGUGCAGGGGAUUUGUAAAGUCAGAUCAUAAAUUGCCCUCUUACUGUAUUGUAUUUUCCCCAAUUGCAUACAAAUAAAAAUCAAUGCAUUUUGUAA
Messenger RNA from Plectropomus leopardus (leopard coralgrouper), 1807 nucleotides. Its product is annotated as voltage-gated monoatomic cation channel TMEM109. The record is from RefSeq and is a predicted model, not a curated record. Lineage: Eukaryota; Metazoa; Chordata; Actinopteri; Perciformes; Serranidae. Gene Ontology annotation, biological process: intrinsic apoptotic signaling pathway in response to DNA damage by p53 class mediator; cellular response to gamma radiation.